AUGACUCGACUUCCAUCAUUACAACAAGCUUGCUUUCGUCUUCCACCAUCAUGUCCACAAUUCAUUGAUCUUACAUCAUCAUUAUCAACUCGUUCAAUACAAGAACAAAUAUUUAUAACACCUAACAUACGAGCAGAUGCAAAUCCAUAUGAACAAAAAUUAAUUAAUCGUUUUGCUCGACAUAAUUUUUAUUUAAAUGAAUGUGGUGAACAUUUAUUUCUACAAACAUUAUAUACAUUUCUUAAAUAUAUUAUUCGACGUCUACUUUUUUUUACUCAACAUCGAAUUGAUACACGAUUAUUAGAUUCAACUAUAUAUGAAAUGACAAGUAAUGUACGUGAACAAAUACGUUUUUUAUUUGAAUUAAAUAAAGUACAAAAUGGUGAAUUAAAUAAUAAUCUUAAUAAUAGUAUAUUUCAACGAAAAUUCGAAUCAAUUAAUAUAAUUGAUGAAGAACAAAAACGAACACGAAUACGCGAUUAUCGUUCAUCAAUUAUUGAACAAUUACGGCAAAAAGAAGCUGAUGAAACAGCAUGUCUUGUUUUACGUGAAAGUCGUUUAAAACGACAAAAAUUAUCAAAUAAUAAUCGAAACAUAAUGCCAACAAGAAUUCUUCGAGUUAGUUUACAAGAAUUUAUUGCUGUUAUGGAAAGUGAACCGAUAUUAAAACGAUCAAAAACAUUAUUAUAUGCUUAUGCAAAUAGAUAA
Messenger RNA from Rotaria sordida, 708 nucleotides. The record is from the annotation of a GenBank genome assembly. Lineage: Eukaryota; Metazoa; Rotifera; Eurotatoria; Philodinida; Philodinidae.